Messenger RNA from Phragmites australis (common reed), 1534 nucleotides. RefSeq names its product protein BIG GRAIN 1-like. The transcript has a single exon. Gene Ontology annotation, biological process: auxin-activated signaling pathway. The record is from RefSeq and is a predicted model, not a curated record. Bases 338 to 1282 code for a protein of 314 amino acids. NCBI's taxonomy places the organism in Eukaryota, Viridiplantae, Streptophyta, Magnoliopsida, Poales, Poaceae.
GUUUCCACCUCCCUCCUCGUCGCCACGUCAGCACCUCCCUCCGUCUCUCCGCCGAUAUAUCUGCCCACCGAUCCCUUCCCCCCUCACCCUUCUUUCCUCCCGCCUUUCACAGUCUCACUCUCCUCUCCUCUGCUUUCCACCACCCUUCUCUUCACCUCAGUACCCAGGCCUUCCGUUCCAUGCACCACCGCUAGCUGCUAGAGGGAGGCUUGCAUUGAGCCAGAGCCUCUGCUCUUGAGCUGUGCUUGCAGCUCUUGUGUUGUGUGCGCGUGCCAGCAGAACGCGAGCUCCUGUGUGUUCAGUUCUUACGGGCGGAGUAGCUGUUCGUUUUGCUGGGAUGGAGAGGUUGGGGGACAGGGGGACGGCGCCGGGGAGGACGAGGCGGUACGGCGACCAGCCGUCCUUCUCGUCCACGCUGCUCGACGCCAUAUGCAAGUCCAUGGACGAGCCCGACGACGGGACGGAGGCAGUGACGGCUGCCACUGCCCAGGCGGCCAAGAAGCAGAACGAAGCGCUGCACUACAGUUACUACUACAAGGCGUCGCUGGCCGGGAGUUACCGGGCCAGAGCGCCGGGGCCGCACGCCACCACGUCGAGCUCCUCCGAGUGCUCCAGCUACGGCGGGUUCUCCUCGUCCGAGGCGGAGUCGUCGCAGCACCGCCGCCUGCGCCCCAUACGAACGAGUGUCGCCGGCGGGGUGCCCGCGCCCGCGCCGGAGAAGAAGGCCAAGAAACCGGGCGCCGCCAUCCGCGCCAAGCUCAGGGAUCUCCGCAAGCCUGCGUCCCCCGGCGCGCGGCUCGCGGGGUUCCUCAACUCCAUCUUCACCGGCAAGCGCGCCCCAGCGACGCCGCCCUCGGCGUCGCGGGGGGCAGGGGCGGGGGCGGAGUCCGCGUGCUCGACGGCGUCCUCGUACUCGCGCUCCUGCCUGAGCAAGACGCCGUCAACGCGGGGGCAACCGAAGCGGUCCGUGCGGUUCCUGGACAGCGACAGCGAGGCUCCGGCCACGGUGCCAGCGGGCAUGGAGGGGCGGAGGGUACAGGUGGAGCAGAUGCUGCUCCGGCGGAUGGAGAUGGAGAGUGACGAGGACGAGGAGAGCAGCGACGCGAGCUCCGACCUGUUCGAGCUCGAGAACCUGGCGGCCAUUGCUCCGGCCACCGGGGGAGUCGGCGCGUACAGGGACGAGCUGCCGGUGUACGAGACCACUAGGGUCGUGCUGAACCGCGGCAUUGGCCAUGGGCACGGACACGGGUACGCGCACGGGAGUCGUACCAGGGUCGUGUAAUUUUGCUUGGAUUCAGGCCUUCAGGAGGGGUUCUGUUACUGCAACUGUACAAUAGUGGAGUAACUGUAAAAUGCAACUAGUUUGGGAGGGAAACGGGAAUAGGGGCAAGAGGUGUUUGCUAUCUCUGAUCUAGUCAUCUUUGGGAUGGGAGGCUUGCUUGGAUUCUUUUCUUCUUUCUUCAACGGUGUUGUGUGCUUAGUUCUAAUUUGAGUGGUACUAAUUCAGCAAAUGACACGCCCUUUUGGCCUAUAA